AUGUCUGGUCGGAAUGAACACCAUCGCCAACACCAACACCAACACCAUACCGUUCCUCUUGCAGUGCUCUUGAAGCGGGAAUUGGCGAACGAGAAAAUCGAGAAACCGGAUUUGGUUGUUGUGUAUAGCCAAGCUAGCGAGAACAAGAAAGGAGAGGAUUUCACGUUGAUAAAGACCGAACGACAAAGAGUCGUUGCAGAUGGGGUUUCUACCUAUUCUGUUUUUGGGCUAUUUGAUGGACACAAUGGAUCUGCUGCUGCUAUUUAUACCAAGGAGAAUCUUCUGAACAACGUUUUAAGUGCCAUUCCCCCAGAUCUCAACAGAGAUGAGUGGGUAGCAGCAUUGCCAAGGGCUUUGGUUGCUGGCUUUGUAAAAACUGAUAAAGAUUUUCAACAGAAAGCAAAAACAUCAGGAACAACCGUAACCUUUGUGAUUAUAGAAGGAUGGGUUAUAACAGUGGCAUCAGUUGGUGAUUCCCGUUGCAUACUUGAACCUUCUGAAGGUGGGAUUCAUUACUUGUCAGCAGAUCAUCGACUAGACACCAAUGAAGAGGAGAGGGCGCGCAUCACUUCAUGUGGGGGUGAAGUUGGUCGGCUAAAUACAGGUGGAGGUGCGGAGGUUGGCCCGUUGAGAUGUUGGCCUGGUGGCCUGUGUCUUUCUCGAUCCAUCGGUGAUAUGGAUGUUGGUGAAUUUAUUGUCCCUGUACCGUAUGUAAAGCAAGUGAAGAUAUCCACUUCAGGAGGAAGACUUAUUAUCUGCAGUGAUGGAGUCUGGGAUGCUCUAUCUGCAGAAACGGUCCUUGAUUGUUGUCGUGGCAUGUCAGCGGAGGCUGCAGCACCACAUAUUAUAAAAGAAUCUGUGCAAGCAAAGGGACUUAGGGAUGACACAACCUGCAUCGUGGUUGAUAUAUUACCCCAGGAGAAGCCACCUACUUCUGCACCAACACAAAAAAGACCGGUAAAAGGAAUGUUGAAGGCCAUUUUUCGCAAAAAGUCCUCUGAGCCAUCAUAUAUUGAAAAAGAAUACGUUGAGCCAGAUAUAGUUCGGGAAUUAUACGAAGAAGGAUCUGCCAUGCUUUCAGAAAGGUUCGAAACAAAAUAUCCACUCUGCAACAUGUUCAAGUUAUUCAUGUGUGCAGUAUGUCAAGUAGAGAUGAAACCCGGGGAGGGUAUUUCAGUACACGAGGGUGCGCUUAACCAAGGGAAACCGCGCCCCUGGGAUGGACCUUUCCUAUGCUCAAGUUGCCAAGAAAAGAAAGAAGCCAUGGAAGGGAAACGAACAUCAGAUAGACAUAACAGUGGAAGUGACUAA
Messenger RNA from Lathyrus sativus (Indian pea), 1311 nucleotides. The record is from the annotation of a GenBank genome assembly. NCBI's taxonomy places the organism in Eukaryota, Viridiplantae, Streptophyta, Magnoliopsida, Fabales, Fabaceae.